Molecule: messenger RNA, 5654 nt
Organism: Oncorhynchus masou masou (cherry salmon)
Lineage: Eukaryota; Metazoa; Chordata; Actinopteri; Salmoniformes; Salmonidae
Product: supervillin-like
Exons: 32
Coding region: 342-5264 (1640 amino acids)
Biological process (GO): actin filament severing; cytoskeleton organization; barbed-end actin filament capping
Cellular component (GO): actin cytoskeleton; cytoplasm
Molecular function (GO): phosphatidylinositol-4,5-bisphosphate binding; actin filament binding
Source: RefSeq, a predicted model, not a curated record
CAAAUGCCCAGUCCCUGCUGUUGUUAGUGACCAUAGCCGGUCCCCUACGAUUCGAGUACAUAGCAAUGAGCUCAAAGGAAGGAUUUGUCUGUCUGACACCCUGCUGAUUGGAAGAAGACAUUCCCAAUGCCAACAACGGAGGUGCUGAUUGGUUCUGCCUGCCAACUUUGGACCUUUUGACCAUUUAUCCUUUGGUGUCUGAUAGCUGAGAAGUGACAUAGGGGGGAAUCUCUCGAGGUUUGAGUCAUCAAUGCCCAGGUCAUUGUUAAAGGAGACCUACUGAGACAGACAGGGAGAGGAACAUACAGGGAGAGGAACAGACAGGGAGAGGAACAGGCAGCAUGGACACUAUAGAGAACUCCGCCUUGGAGCCCAGAUCGGAGCGGAUCGCCCGCUACAAGGCUGAAAGGAGACGGGAGCUACAAGAACGCUAUGGCAACAUGGAGGAGCUCCCAUCCAAGUGGGUGAGGAGGGAUGGGACUCUCAUGAACUCAGACAGGAUCCUCUCUGGGGGGGUGAACGGCAGAGCGGGGGGGCCGGAGGGGGGCAGGAGGGAGAGCAACACCCCUCUGGAGUCAGAACCGAGGAGAGUCUCCAACGGCUUUGAGGCAGACACUGCUGCAGACCCAACAUACCUCCGAAGUCCUGACAGUGGCCGCGCGGCCUCUUCCUUUGACCUGGCUGUAAAGCCGGGCCUGGAGGGGGGGCGGCAGCGCACCCAUCGCUACCUCCCUGGGGUGUCAGGCGGGGGCCGCAAAACCAACGAGCGCUUCAGGACACAGCCGAUCACAGCCUGCGAGGUGCAGGAGAGCGGCGGGCUGCUAGAGGAAGAGGCGAACGCAAAAGCUGAUGUGAAGACAGACGACAGAGCCAAGAUGAGUGUGGCGGACAAGAUGUCUUUGUUUAAAGAGCUAGAGAAGACAGCAGCCCCUGAGGCCUCCUCCUUUCUGAAGCCUCGCUCUGGCAGCGCCACGUAUGAACGCAGAGGACGCCGUGGCAACGAGCACCGCUCACUCACUCAGCCGAUUACCUGUGAGGAGGUGGUGGUGGCCACCAGCACCCCACAGCCAGCAGAGUCAGGCGAGGCCCAGGCUGUGCAGGCCGAGGCGGAGGCGGUGGAGGACGAUGAGAACAGUAAGCUGACUAUGAGCGAGAAGCUGGCUCUGUUCAACAAGCUGUCCCUGCCAGGGAACCAGGGGGAUGCCACUCCCCAUGCCCCCCCAGAGAGACGCAGGCAGAAGGGGGCACGCUACCGCACACAGCCCAUCACCGUGGAGGAGGUCAGCCUGCUCCAGAAAGGCCCCAUCCAGCUGCCCCCGCUGUGCUUGUCCCCCACCCUCGCCGACCGGCAGCAGGAGCAGUCCGUCAACCUGAGGCCCAGUGAGGUGCGCCAGGCCCAGCCUCGACCCGGGGCCGACGUGGAGCCUAACACAGGACCUGACCCGUCCCAGCAGGGCCUGCAGCAGCGCAGGGACUCUGAGCCAGGAGAGAUCAGAGGCAUCCUGAGGAAGAACCCCUCUGGAGCACCAGAAUGGGACCGAGACAGAGACACUAUGAGGGAGGGCAGACAGCAGGACCAGAAUGGAGGAGGGGAGAGGAGGGCAGAGAGACAUGAAAACGUACCAGUGCCUCGUAGAGAGAGACCAGCCUCCUCUGCCCCCUGGAGACAGAGGAACAGGAACAGGAGGGAGACGGUGGCCGUGUGUAGCCCAGCCAGGCCCUCCUCAGAGCAGGGUCACCCCCUGGAGGAGAGGCAGAUGCACCCCCCUGGGAACACCACUGGGAGAGACAGGUUGUCAGAUGCUUCCAGGGAGGAGGAGAGGGGGAGCAGGGUGAGGAGAGACACCCCUCCUAGACAACACGUCCAGGUGACCUUGGCGGGCCAGAGGAAGGAAGACAGUGAGAUCUCCCAUGAUGCACCAGCUCUCAACCCUCAGUGCUGGGAUCCUGUCUUUUCCUCUGUCUAUUUGAACAGUACACCUCAAUAUGUCAUGUGUUACAAUCAGACCAGCUCUUCCUAUGAGGCCCAGGAGGUCUCCUCUCCUACCCAGACCCUCUCUCAGCCCCAAUGGGGACAGAAGGUGACCCACACACACACACACACACACCUGCCACAGGCGUCGGUGGCUGAGCGCAUGAGAACCCUACAGGAGAGUGAGGAGCAGUGGAAGGCCAGAGGGAGAGGGGCCGCCAACGGCUCAGCCCAGUACACUGUGGCCGGACGCAUGGCAAAGAGAGGUUUGGUGUCCCCUGUAUCGGACAUACACGAGACCCAUCCAUCUCACACUAAGAGACCCUCCACAGGAGCCGCAGCAACAGCCUGCCCAUGUGAAGAGACCUCCAGUCACCCUGGAAUGGAGGUGGAAGAGGACACAAAGCUGGACAAACUGGAUUCCAUUGUGGACAGGCUGAAUACCACUCCCCAGGACACGCCCCUGGAGGUGACCUCAGGGAGGGGGAAGGAGGUCAUGACUCCUGAUGACCGGGAGACGUGUGGUGGUUUCUACAGGGAGGUGUUGCCUCCCACACCCUCUGCCCUCGCUGCUGGGGCUGGUGCUGCCACUGGAACUGACCCGGAACAGGACCUCAGUGCCCUCUGCCAGACCAACACACCCAUGCUGACAUCAGAAGUAGCGCAGCACAGGCGGUCGGUGCGUCCGUCCCGUAGGACCCAGGGCUCCCGGAACCCUCUGCGUGCUCUGGCGGCCCGCGAUGACAUCAGACAGGACUUCAUGGGAGAGAGAGUCACCAUGGCUACCAUGAACACUAACAGGACACAAGUGGAGAAGAUGGCCAAUAAUUCCAACAUGGCUGAAUCAACUCCUGCAGGUCUGGCCAGUACAGAGGACUUCAGUAAUGUCGAUCUGCGUGAUGUCACUUCCACAGAGUCAAUGACGAACAACAACAACAACCUGCCCAUCAGCAACCUCAUGCUCAUUCACAUCAAAGGUUGGCAUCAUGUGCAAGUGCGUCUAGUGGAGCCCACAGCCAGGUCUCUGAACAGUGGAGACUGCUUCCUGCUGGUCACACCCACUCACUGCAUCCUCUGGAGCGGAGAGUUCGCCAACACAGCAGAGAAAGCCAAGGCGUCAGAGCUGGCAUCGUUGAUCCAGACCCAGGGGGAUCUGGGCUGCCGGGCCUGUGGGGUCAUCCACCUAGAGGAGGGGGUCAAUACUGACAACAGCUUGGCCUCUGACUUCUGGAACCUUCUGGGAGGAAAGACACAAUAUGGAGGAGCGGGAGCCCCAGAAGAGGAUGAGCUGUAUGAGAGUGGGGUGGUGGAGUCUAACUGUUUGUACAGGCUGGUGGAGAACAGACUGGUACCCCAUGAGCAGGCCUGGGCAGCCAUACCCACUGUCUCCCUACUGGGAUCCACUGAGGCCCUGGUGUUUGACUUUGGCAGCGAGGUGUACCUGUGGCAUGGGAAGGAUGUUGUCCCUGGCGACAGGAGUGUGGCUGUACAGCUGGCCCAGCAGGUGUGGGGUGGUCCCUACGACUACAGCAACUGUAGGGUCAACCCACUGGACCCCACACACUGCAACCCCAGCAUACAGCCGCAAGGUGAAAGACGGCCCGGCUGGGCUCUGUUUGGCUGUGUCUCUGAGCACAAGGAGACAGCCCUCUUCAGGGAGAAGUUUCUGGACUGGGCUGGAGAUAAGGAGGAGGCCGCUGCAAUGGUGGUGGAGGAGGCACAUACUGCCAUGCCAGUGUGGCCCCAGGAGAGUCCCCUGCCCCAGCAGCCCCAGCAGCAGUUAGAGUGUGUGUCUCUGUGUGCGUGUGAUGCCAAGGCGCUGGUGGCAGGGCAGGGGGUGGCGGUGCCAGGGGACGGGGUGGUCCCUUCAGUCCUGGGGGGGGUGGACGUUCAGAGGGGGCAUGGUAUCGUACCCCUGGAGGAUGGGCGGCAGGUGGAGCUGAGCACUGUUGCCGUGGAUACCUGGCACAUUCAGGAGUUUGAGGACAGCGAGGCCCAGCUGGAGAGCCCAGGGCAGCUGCAUGAAGGAGACACAUACCGGGUCCGCUGGACCUAUACUCUCAGCCCAGCGGAUCAAAGCGGGCAGCCUGGGAGGGAGUGCUCUGCUGUCUUCAUCUGGCAGGGCCGGCACUCCAGUAUCAAUGGGCGAGGCGCGUCAGCCCUCAGGAGUCACGAGGGAACACAGGUGAUGGUGCCUCAGGGGCAGGAGCCUCCAUGUUUCCUUCAGCUUUUCCAGGGAGGUCUGGUCAUCCACAAAGGCUGCCGAGCGGACACCACCAACAACACAGGAGUCUGGCGUCUAUUCUGUGUGCGUGGGGAGCUGCCUGAGGAGGCCAGUCUGUUGGAGGUGGACUGUCGCUGUGGCAGCCUGCGCUCCCGAGGUUCUCUCGUACUGCUCAACAGUCAACAGGGGGCGCUCUACCUGUGGCAUGGCAGUAAGGUCCACGCCAGCUCCCGGGAGGCAGGCAAGAGGGCUGUGGAGCGACUCACUCAGAUGUGCCCUCCUGAACUGGGCCUCAGCAGUGAAAGCCCUUCGAGGGUGCAGGAAGUGGAGGAAGGGGCGGAGCCUGUGGAGUUUGGGAACGCUAUUGGGCAGCAGGACAGGAAGGCCUAUGACUGCAUGCUACAAGAUCCAGGGAAGUAUAACUUCACGCCACGCCUCUUCCAUCUGAGCACCCGUUCCGGAACCUUCCAGGGGGAGGAGCUGCAGAGCCCUGCCCGGUUGCCAGGGGUUGUAAUGGCGAUGCCCUUUGUCCAGGAGAGCCUGUACUUUGUGCCACAGCCAGCCCUGUUCCUGCUGGAUAACUGUAUGGAGCUGUAUCUGUGGCAGGCAGGUGAGCCUGAGGACAGUGAGACCGCUGGUUCAGCCUGUAUCCGCUGGGCUAACGAGAGGAGGUGUGCCAUGCAGACAGUGCUCCAGUACUGCAAAGAGAGGAACCCAAGGCGCCCCCUUCAGGCCUACCUCAUCCAGGACGGAGCAGAACCCCUCACCUUCACCAACGUCUUCCCUCGCUGGGAGAAGAGACCUACACCCACCACGCAGGGGGAGGCCGGGCGGGUCAAGCUGACCUUGGUGCAGGACGCCCUGGCCCAGCUCAGUAAGACCCAGUACCCCCUAGAGGAGCUGCUGCAGACCCCUCUGCCAGAGGGAGUGGACCCCCAGCGCCUGGAGAUAUACCUCUCCGACCACAACUUCCAGACUAUUUUGGAGAUGAAGAGAGAUGAGUAUGACUUCCUCCCAAACUGGAAACAAAUCAGCCUGAAAAAAAGCAAAGGACUAUUGAAAACCUGAACAAACACAAAAAGAUCCCAUUUAUGUCAACAUAUCCUGAGAUAUUUUUUGUUGUUGUAUUUUCUAUUUUCAAGAUAAUUAUAUUUUCUUGUCAGGUGAUGACAAUUGCGUACAGCGUUUUCUUAGUAGCUGUUUCUAAGUUGUAUCUGUAUGUCUUCUGUAUGGUGCUUCUAGGGCCUUAUUCGUUCUCAGCCAAUCGCUCUCGCUUGCAGAGAGACAAGACUGCCUAUACCGUCAAACAGCAGGACAGAACCAUCCUUAUCCCCAAUCAAUCAACUGGAUCCAUUUUCUUAUUCCUAGAGCUUACACGAGUGUGUGCUUCUCUUACCGACUAUGGAUUCCCCUCAGAAAUGUUAACUAAAAAGAAGAAGAAAGAGUGUUACACAUUUU